Rotaria sp. Silwood1 is the source of this 1008-nucleotide messenger RNA. The record is from the annotation of a GenBank genome assembly. NCBI's taxonomy places the organism in Eukaryota, Metazoa, Rotifera, Eurotatoria, Philodinida, Philodinidae.
AUGGAUUUAUCGUCACCAUUGGCUCGUAUUGACAUACACACCCAUAUUUUACCAUCCAAGUUAAGUACGAUUGCUCAAAAAUAUCUUGAAUUACGACCACAUGCCGAUGGUGAUCCUCGAUUGGAUAUGUUUAAAGAUGGAAAAUUUUUUCGAACUAUUGAACCAAAUUGUUUUGAUAUUAAUGUUCGUCUUCGUGAAAUGGAUGAAAAAAAUAUUUCUAUGCAAGUUCUUUCAACAAUACCAGUUUUAUUUAAUUAUUCAUCUAAAAAUUAUCAAGAUGUUCUUGAACUUUCACGUGAAUUAAAUAAUCAUAUAUCAUCUAUUUGUCAACAACAUCCAACACGUUUUAUUGGUCUUGGUACAGUUCCAUUACAAGCACCUCGUUUAGCUAUUGAUGAACUUCGUCGAUGUGUUAAUGAAUUAGGUUUAAAAGGUGUACAAAUAGGUACACAUGUUAAUGAAUGGAAUUUAGAUAAUGAAGAACUUGAUCAAUUUUGGUGUGAAGUUGAAAAACUUGAUGCUUGUAUAUUCAUUCAUCCAUGGGAAAUGCCGACAGGAGGCCGUUUUGAUGCUUAUUGGAUGCCAUGGUUAUGUGGAAUGCCUUUUGAAACAACAUCGGCUAUAUGUUCAAUUUUAAUGGGUGGUGUUUUAGAAAGAUAUCCUAAACUUCGAUUAGCAUUUGCUCAUGGUGGUGGUUCCUUUCCAUUUACUGUUGGUCGUAUUGAUCAUGGACAUGAAUGUCGACCAGAUUUAUGUGCAUAUAAAAAUAGUCAUUUACCAUCAUCUUAUAUUGGUCGAUUUUAUGUUGAUUCACUUGUUCAUGAUACUCGGGCAUUAAAAUUUCUUGUUGAAAUAAUGAACGAAAAUUAUAUUAUGCUUGGAUCGGAUUGCCCAUUUCCUCUUGGUGAAAGUAAACCUGGCGAAUUAAUAAUAAAAACUUUUGACAAUGAUUUAGAUACAUGUAAAAAAAUAUUAAACAGUAAUGCACGACGUUUUUUUAAAAUUUAA